Molecule: messenger RNA, 1548 nt
Organism: Impatiens glandulifera
Lineage: Eukaryota; Viridiplantae; Streptophyta; Magnoliopsida; Ericales; Balsaminaceae
Product: probable protein S-acyltransferase 3
Exons: 5
Coding region: 284-1420 (378 amino acids)
Biological process (GO): protein targeting to membrane; peptidyl-L-cysteine S-palmitoylation
Cellular component (GO): Golgi apparatus; endoplasmic reticulum
Molecular function (GO): protein-cysteine S-palmitoyltransferase activity
Source: RefSeq, a predicted model, not a curated record
AACGAAUGAAUGCAUGGGAGAGAAGAAAAAUCAAAAAUCAAACCCUACCCAAAAAAAAAAUAUGGAGAGCACAAGGGCCGAAGAAGAAGAAGAAGGUAGCAACUAGUUAGUUAGGAAGCAUCAAUCAAUCGGCCAUCUGACCCCGAGGAGGAGGAGAAACCUUUCUUCCCCGAUCCUCUUUCUCCUCCCUCUAAUAAUCAAUCUAUCCCCCCCGGCCUCUGCUGCCGCUGCUGUCCGCUUCUCCUAAGAAGAAAAGAAGAAGAAGAAGAAGAAGAAGAAUUCAAUGGGGGGAAACGAUAAACAAAUGAGAAUGCAAGCUUCCUCCAACAGCGUCGAUCCUCCUCCUUCUUCUAGACCCCCCACCAGGAGAAGGCUAUACCAAGUCUGGAAAGGUCGCAAUAAAUUCUUACUUGGUGGAAGGUUGGUCUUUGGGCCUGACGCUGGCUCAUUGUUCCUAACGACAGCUCUAAUUGGGGGACCAGCGUUGAUAUUCUGCUUGAGAAUGCUUAUCAGAAUAAAUGAUACUGAUCAUUGUUAUGGCUACUGGGUGCUCUACGUAGGACUCUUCCUCACAUUUCUGGAUUUGACAUUCCUAUACAUGACAUCCGGAAGAAAUCCCGGAAUUGUGGCGAGAAACUCCAGACCGCCUGAACCAGACGAACUCGACAUAAACAGUACCACUGCCUCCAUGGAAUGGGUCAAAACCGGCGCAUCCAGCUUGAAAAUACCCAGAACCAAGGACGUCAUUAUCAACGGCCAUAUUCUCAGACUCAAGUACUGCGACACCUGUUUCCUCUAUCGUCCUCCUCGCGCCUCUCAUUGCUCCAUUUGCAAUAACUGCGUCGAGAGGUUCGAUCAUCAUUGUCCAUGGGUUGGCCAAUGCAUUGGAAUCAGAAAUUAUCGGUUCUUCAUCCUGUUUAUAUCCUCCGCCACCACAUUGUGCGUUUUCGUCUUCACAUUCUCAUUGAUGAAUCUUCUCCGAGGACCUCCCAGAAAUGCUUGGAAAGUUAUGUUGGAAGACAUUGUCUCUGUUGCUUUGGUCAUUUAUUGCUUCAUAGCUGUAUGGUUCGUAGGAGGACUCACUGUCUUUCAUUUCUACUUGAUGAGCAGAAACCAGACAACUUAUGAGAAUUUUCGAUAUCGAUAUGAUAAGAAAGAAAACCCUUUCAACAGAGGAUUUGUAAGGAAUCUCAAAGAAAUCUUCUGUACCAGUAUACCACGUCCUGCUAUCAAUUUCAGAGCAUGGGCGGUGGAAGAUGACGACGAUUUAAAUAGAGCAUCGUCGGUUUUCCACCAUUUUAACAGGGGAACAAAAGACCCAAAAGAUAAACAAUUCAUAGAUAUGGAUGGUAUUUUUGCCAACGACGGUGCUGGUUCGGAUUAUGGAGAAGAAGAUUUGAAGAAGAAGAAUAAGAAAUAAACAAGUGGAGAUGAAGAACAAGAGUACAAUCAUUAUCACAAGCAUGAGAAGAGAUGAGUAUGAAUGAAUUUGUUCGAAAUUAUAUAGGUCUUCAUUUGCUUUGAUUUUGUGAUACAACAAAUUGAUUA